ACAUAGAUAUAUUUUUAACAGCUCCGAAUCAUCAGCAGAAGUCGCUUACUUUGCCGCUAGUGGGCAGCGGUGGCAGAGCUGCCGAACCCGAGAUGCGGUUCCCCUGCACCCUGUUCUCGCCCAAGAGCGAGGAGACCCUGGACGACGCCUCCAGCUCGAACCGCGUGGGCCACUCGGUGUUCUACGACUGCAUAGACGCCAGUCCCGCCUGCGUGGAGGAGAAGCAGGAUGCCAUGAAGCCGGAGAAGGGCGACACCACCGACGAGGAGGUUUCCGAGAUCGAUCAGGGCUGCACCAUAUUCUCCGGAGUCACCUAUUUAGGAGCCGCCAACAUCAAUGCGCCCAAAUCGGAGACAGAGGUCUAUCGCAUAAUGGGCGAAUUGAACAGCGGCUCCAAGUCGGUGGGCCUCAAGAUCACCGUGAGCAUUCCCAACUGCUCCGAUGGCCUGGUGGUCCUCCACGAUGCGGAGAGCAAUACGAUCAUAGCCACCUACGAGAUAUCCAGCAUAAUCCUUUACUAUCGCGGACCAGUCGACACGGUGGAGAACGGCUGCUUCGCCUUCACUUGGCUGCACGGCGAUGCGUUGUUCCAGUGCCAUGUAUUUCGGUGCCAUAUUCCCGAGGCGGUCAACCAAGUCAGCGCCUGCUUCCAGAAGGCAUUCCAAACGUAUCCGCCCAGCAUGAGUUGCAGCCUCAAUUCGGCCGUCGAGAUGGUUAACUCGGUGACCUCGGAUGUGAGCGGCAAUCCCUUGAAUACGGCCGGCUAUGAGUUCAUAGUCUCGCUGGAGAUUCGCGAGCGGGUGGCCAAGAAUUCGUAUGCCGCUGUUCCGCGGGACAGGGGAUGCUUCAAGCUGAGGGCGAACACAGAUAAGGAGGUGUGCAUCACAGUCAAGCAGACGCCCUCGAAUAUUCUUCAACCGCUGCAUAUCGAACGAUGUUUUGGGGUUUUGGUGGCCCCUGGCAAACUGGUGGUCCAAAAGGAUAUGCAUCUGAUCGACAUGCACAGCAUGGGCUACCUGCCGCCAGGAGGAACGGCCGCCGUAACCAGUGAAUCAUCAUCAGAGAGCAGCGCCCAGCAAAACUCCGCCUUGCCCUACACCAUUCGGGCCGAGUGGAAGGCCCAGGAGAAGGCCUUCGAGCAGCUGAACCUGGAAUCCACCAAGACCAAUCUCACCGUGGCCGUGGACAUUGUGAUGCGACGCAUCCAGGAACCAGUGCGAUUUGUCAUCGAGACGCCGGUGACCAUUCAGUCGGCCAGUGAAAUGCGCAUCAUGGACCACUUCAUGUCGAAGCGACCGAUGACGCUGCGGUUCUAUUUGCACCUCAAGCGCACCGACGAGUCCAACUGGAAGGUGAACAGCAUUGAUCCCUCCGAGGAGAUCACGGAGCAGCCGGGCCACCAGCAGAGCUCCUCCUCCUCGCUGCUCAAGAUGGGCAUGAAUAAUCUAUCGCGCAUUGUGCGCAGUUCGUCCAUAGCCUCUAUUGAGGAUGAUUGCCCCUCAGAUUACAGCAGCGAUGGGGAUGAGCCGCUGCUCAGUGGCACCGGGGAGGUGUCCAAGGAUUGCUCGCAGGACACGCUGGACGAGUGGGAUCCCAUUCUGCGGGAGUGGGACGGCGAGAAGAGGCCCAAGAACCUGGCGCCCCUGGUUCGCCUUGGAGUUCCCGAGGCGCUGCGUGAGAAGAUCUGGCAGAAGUUGGCCAAUGUUGAGGGCCGGCUGGAGAUGAACGACAUGUACAAGAUCCUAAUCACCAAAGAAACCAAAUGUGAGACCGUCAUUCAGCGGGACAUUCAUCGCACUUUCCCGGCGCACAAAUGCUUCAAGGAGACCGGCGGCUCUGGUCAGGAUGCUCUUUUCAAGGUGUCCAAGGCGUAUGCGGUGCACGACAGCGAGGUCGGCUAUUGCCAGGGUCUGAGUUUCAUUGCGGCCAGUCUGCUGCUCCAUAUGCCCGAAGAGGAUGCUUUCUGCGUUCUGGUGGCCCUCAUGUACGACUACGGGCUCCGCGAUCUCUACAAGGCUGGCUUCGAAGUCCUCUACCUGCGUCUCUACCAGCUGGAGCGUUUGAUCAAGGACCAGCUGCCCAAGCUGCACGAGCACUUCACGGCUUGCGGCAUUGAGACGCACAUGUACGCCUCCCAGUGGUUCCUCACCUUGUACACAGCUCGAUUUCCCUUGUGCUUUGUGUUCCACGUGCUGGAUGUUUUCCUGCUGGACGGACUGCCUGUGCUCUUCCAGGUGGCCGUGACCCUGCUGUCAAUCUGCGAAUCCGAUUUGCGUCAGCUCGAUUUCGAGGGCAUUCUCAAGUAUUUCCGGGUAACGCUGCCCAAGAAGUGCCGCAGCUCCAGCCAGGCACGCAAGGUGAUGAAGCAGGCCUGCGAGCGCAAGAUCAAGAAGCUGAAGCAGUACGAGGAGGAGUUCCUGCUGAAGAAACAGCACAAGGAGCGGCUGGAGAAGGAGGCGCAGAUCUAUGAGAACCGCUUCGGCGAGGAGAGGCGAAAGAUGCAGGCGGAUAUUGAUGCGCUGAACAAGCAGCUCGCCUCCGCCAAGGAGCGUGCUGUGGAGAAGGAGCGCAAGCACACGGGAAUAAUACAGGAAUACAAACAGAUCAUCCAGCGGCAGGAGCAGGACAUGAAUACGCUUAGCGAGACGCUGGGCAAAGUGAUGCACAUGGUGUCCAACUGCCAGGACUGCCAGCAGCAGAUCGAUGCCGGCAACGACAAUGCCACGUCAGCUGGCGGCAGCAACAGGCGACAAACAAGUGCCAUGCGGAAUGCCAAUGAACAUCCACUGGGGCCACUUGAUCCUUUGAAUGCCGCCGCCCAGCGCAUCCGCGAAUUAGAAUUGGAGCUAGCUCAGGCCAAACUGGCCCAGGUGGAGGCGGAGUGCAAGAACCAGGACCUCAACCAUCAACUCAGCAAUACGCUGAGUGAACUGCAGACGAACAGGAAUAGCUGGCAGCCCUGGCUAUCGAAGACCUUCAACUCGCUGCAGGAGAAGGUCACCACUCGUGGUAACCAGCGGGAUAAUGGCAGUGGCGGACCGACGCCCACAUUCCAAUCCUACAUGGGCCAGGCGCCCACGACCCUCAGCGAGGCGAGCUCGCCCAGCGGCAACCAGGUAACCUAGGGACCAGUGAACCGGCCAAUUAUCUGAAAUCCUUUCGGUUUAUUAUCUUAAGUUUUUUGUAUGUAUAAUUUCUAUAACUAAGAUAUGGGUAAUCAGCCCGAGAAAUACUUUAAGGCUCUCUCUGUCUGCGAAUACCCAAGCAUUACUUAUCAUUGUAUAAUUUAAACACUCGCUUACCAUGACACAUUUGUAUGAAGAAUCUUUAUUUAGUUGAUUUUACACAGGCAUUGAACCCACCUGUUAGCUCCCUGAAUUCGGUUUGCUUUUGAUUUUAUUGAUAUUUUGCGUUGCAAAUAAAACCCCAAGUACCUAUAUGAUAUGUAUAUUAAA
Drosophila takahashii is the source of this 3455-nucleotide messenger RNA. It is a transcript of the gene GAPcenA, whose product is annotated as GTPase activating protein and centrosome-associated. The record is from RefSeq and is a predicted model, not a curated record. Lineage: Eukaryota; Metazoa; Arthropoda; Insecta; Diptera; Drosophilidae.